This is a messenger RNA of Peromyscus maniculatus bairdii (prairie deer mouse), 3881 nucleotides long. RefSeq lists its product as uncharacterized. The record is from RefSeq and is a predicted model, not a curated record. Gene Ontology annotation, molecular function: RNA polymerase II cis-regulatory region sequence-specific DNA binding; DNA-binding transcription activator activity, RNA polymerase II-specific; DNA-binding transcription repressor activity, RNA polymerase II-specific. Gene Ontology annotation, biological process: negative regulation of transcription by RNA polymerase II; regulation of immune system process; regulation of cytokine production. Gene Ontology annotation, cellular component: nucleus; nucleoplasm. NCBI's taxonomy places the organism in Eukaryota, Metazoa, Chordata, Mammalia, Rodentia, Cricetidae.
UCCUGACGUCACGGUUGCACACCCUGGAGGGGGCGGGGAGAAGCAGGAGCCUGGGUCUGGACUGGAAUUGAAUGUUUGGCGGCUCCUGCUGAGGGAGCAGCUGUGGCACUGCUGUGUUUUCUUCUGGCAUUUUUCGCAUCAGGGCCUGGUGCCAAGAAUGUCAACAAGAGUUUUGGCUUUUGCUCCCGAGACAGAAAUUCAGAGAAUAGCAACAAAGAGAAUGGCUGCAUCUCCAGUAAAUGCUCACCAGUUCUUUAAAGAUUACAUCGUUGAAUCUUGACAACCACAUAGCAUAAUGUGUCUCCUUGUAUCCUCCCUUGUCCAUUACUGUGAGGACAUAAAUUUACAGUCUUGUCUGUGGUUAUGAUGUCAUUGUUUUAACAGCUGAGUAAGAAACUGGGUGCAGGGUCAGGAAAACCCACAGAAAGCACUAGCCUGGCUCAUAGGAACUCACAGAGUCUGAACCAUCAACAAGGAGCCUGUAUGGGACCAACCUAGACCCUAUUCAUUUAUGUGACAGCAGUGUGGCUUGGUCUGCAUGUGGGACUCCGGUAAACAGGAGGAGGGGCUGACCUGGUGCUUUGAGGACCUGCUCUUGAGAACCUGUCCUCAUGUUAAAUUGAAUACAGGGGGUGGUGCUUGGUCUUAUGGCAGUGUGAUAUGCCAUCCUUUGCUGAAGUGCAUGGGAGGCCUGCCCUUUCUGAGUGAUUACAGAGGAGGGGUGGAUUGAGUAGAGGAUGGAAGACAUGAGGGAGGGGGGACUGGAAAAAGAGGAAAGGGAGGAGAGGCUGUAGUUGAGAUGUAAAAUAAAUAAAUAAAUAAAUUUAAAAAGAAGGCAGUUCUGAAAGGGAUUCCACUGUAAAUGAUCAUCAAAGAAAUAUAUUGAUGCCUAGUUCCUACAGAGGAUAGACUUGUGUCCUCAUACAUUAGUGAGGAAGGGAAGUCUUAGGUGCCAUGCAGGUUGCAUUUUGGGGAGUGCCAGGUUCCCAGAACCAGGCUUACCAAUAUGGCCAUACAAAUACAUAGAUAGUUUUGCUGGUAUCACCAGCAAAUCUAUGGAGAAGUAGAUAGAAGAGACUCACUCUAUUGAAUCUUAAUACUAAAUAGUUCAGUACCAUAGACAGCAUAGAUGAUGGAAGGAAUAAGUAACUUGCUCUGUCUUGAAAACAGUGUUUCUGUGAAAAGAUGCAGAUUGUGGUAUACUGUUUCUCUCUUUGCUAUCACAAUGUGGUGAUGUGUCUUUGGGGUUUUUGACACCUGAAAUGUAUUUGACUCAGGGAAGCUGCUGCUCAUAUCAUCCUCUGGAUUCCAAUGACCAGUGUUAAUAUCUCAAUAGACAGAUCAGUAUUUUCUCUUUUAUUUUGUAUUGUGUUUUAGACAGAGUACCAUUGUGUAAGCAAUGCCAAGUACAUUGCAGUAUGUGGAAUAUAUCUAUAUUGCAUCAUGUGAGAUAUAUCUAUAAGAAAUUUCUAGAAAUUGUUGACUUGGAGCUCUUCAUAAACCAUCAAUUUUCAGAUAUAAAUGAAUGCCUUUAAUGAUGCUGCUGAAGGCUGUCCCACCUUGUGUUUAGAAUAGAGUCACAUGAGGCCCAGCUGCAGCUGGUAUUAAUCCAGUUUCUAUAUUUGAGAAGGUUAAUAGCUAUAGCAUUUGCAAGUACAGUUUGCACAUUGUAAUGUUUCCAACUGAAAUGAGACACCCUUUUCCUGUUUCAUAGCCACAUUCCUUUCAUAAAGGUACAUCCCUGCAUGUAGACCUCAAAUAUUUAAUGUUUACUAGAGUUUAUAUGUCAUCCUGUUUUUAUGAAAUAUGAAAUACAAUAUAGAGUAUGUGUAUUUUAGAAAGUAUCAUUUAUAAUUAACUUUCUUUUUAUGUUUGGGGUAUAUUUGCCUCAAUGUAUAUAUGAGUGCUAUGUGUGACUCCUGCAUGUUGUAUUCAGAAGAAAGCAUUGUAUCCCAUGGAACUUGAGCCAGAAUCAGUUGUGUGAUAAAAUGUGGAUUCUGAGUCUGGAACAUGUGUCCUCUAGAGCAGCAGCCAGUGCUCUUAACUGCUGAACUAUCUUGGCAGAACAUACACAAGUUUUGUCUUUAAAUAAUUGUCAUGCCUCAUCUAUAUCACAAAACUGUCUUUUCUUGGGUGUCUUUUACCUAGGAAAGCAUUUUUUUUUUCUAGAAAAACAUGGGAAUGGAUAAUUUUCCAUUACAGGGUCUGUUGACAUUCAGGGAUGUGGUUGUGGACUUUACCCAAGAGGAAUGGGAAUGUCUGGAGUCUUCUUGGAGGGCUUUAUACAUCGAUGUGAUGCUGGAGAAUUACAACAAUCUAGUCUUUGUAGAGAAACAUCGCACAUGUAGAAAAAAUGAAAAGUUCUUAGAUCAAGACUCAAAGCACAUUGCCUAUCAGUCUGUGAAUAUCCAAAAGAAGCCUAAUAAAUGUAAUAAACUUGGCAAAAUUGUACAUGAAUCAUCCCAACGUACACUUUAUAACACAAAUGAUACUACAGAAAACUGCAACGAAUAUGAUUGUGGCUACCACAUGGAUGCUUCUGUUGAAUUAUCAAACCAUAAAAGUGUGAACAGUGGAGAAAAACCUUGUAAAUAUAAAGACUGUGGAAAACGUACCAACACUAGUCAAAAUCACAGAAAGCACACUGGAAAGAAAGAACACAAAAAUACAGAGUAUGAUGUAUCAUUCGACUCUAAACAUAAACUCACACUCAAACGAUUCCAUAGUAGAGAGAAAAAACACCAAUGUAGGACAUGUGGACAAUGCUUGCUGACCCACUCGAGCCUCAAUAGACAACAGAGAAAUCAUUCUGGAUCAAAAUCCUACAAUUGUGAACUAUGUGGCAAUUGCUUUUCUCAGUUGUAUCAGGUUAAAAAACAUUUCAAAACCCAUACUGGAGAGAAACCUUACAAAUAUAGUGAUUGUAUAAAUUCCUUCACCAGUGUCUCAUGUCUUAUUAAUCAUCAAAGAAUUCACACAGGAGAAAAAACUUACAAAUGCAGAGAAUGUGAGAAAUCUUUUACAUGUAGCUCACAUCUUAGAAGACAUCAGAGACUUCAUACAGGAGAAAAACCUUACAAAUGUAGAGAAUGUGGUAAAUCCUUUACUUGUGGCUCAACUCUUAGAGAACAUCAGAGAAUCCAUACAGGAGAGAAACCAUACAAAUGUAAUGAGUGUGAGAAAUCAUAUAAACAUGGCUCAAGUCUUAGAACACAUCAAAAAAUUCACACAGGAGACAAACCUUACAAAUGUAGUGAAUGUGAGAAAUCUUUUACAUGUGGUUCAAUAUUCAGAAACCAUCAGAGAUUUCAUACAGGAGAAAUUCCUUAUAAAUGUAGUGAAUGUGAGAAAUCUUUUACAUGUAUCUCAACACUUAGAAACCAUCAAAGAUUUCAUAGAGAAGAAAUUCCUUACAAAUGUAGUGAAUGUGAGAAAUCCUUUAUAUCUGUCUCAAAUCUUAGAAGACAUUACAGGAUACAUACAGGUCAAAAACCUUAUAAAUGUAAUGAAUGUGAGAAAUCAUUUCCAUUUGUCUCAACUCUUAAAAAACAUCAAAACACUCAUACAGGUGAGAAACCAUAUAAAUGUAAAGAAUGUGAGAAAUCCUUUACAUAUAGUUCACAUCUUAGAAGACACAAGAGAAUUCAUACAGGAGAAAAACCUUACAUAUGUAGUGACUGUGACAAAGUCUUUACUCGUCUCUCAGGUCUAAGGGAACAUAAAAAAAUUCACACGAGAGAAAAUUUUCAACAGUAAAUAAUAUAGCAUACGUUUUAUUCAAAGCUCUGUUGUAGAGACCACUGCAGGCUUCAUUGUAGAUAAUAAUUAUGAACAUGAGAAACCAUGAAAGUCUUAGAUAAUAUCAAAAAUUUUAUAUUGAG